Messenger RNA from Etheostoma cragini (Arkansas darter), 2414 nucleotides. RefSeq names its product zic family member 5 (odd-paired homolog, Drosophila) (gene zic5). Gene Ontology annotation, cellular component: nucleus. Lineage: Eukaryota; Metazoa; Chordata; Actinopteri; Perciformes; Percidae. Gene Ontology annotation, molecular function: DNA-binding transcription factor activity, RNA polymerase II-specific; RNA polymerase II cis-regulatory region sequence-specific DNA binding. The transcript has 2 exons. The record is from RefSeq and is a predicted model, not a curated record. The coding region runs from base 318 to 1796 and encodes 492 amino acids. Gene Ontology annotation, biological process: regulation of transcription by RNA polymerase II; central nervous system development.
AAGAGAGUGAGGGGGCGGAACCCUGCUGAGCCCCUGCGCUGAACGACAGCCAAUCGCUUCGUUCUCCUAACUGCCAGUCACCGAAAUCCGUCCAAUACCCGCAGUGCCAUUUCUAAACUGUAUUCCCCACUGUGUCCUCCAACUGUUGUAUGUUCUGCCAAUCGCUUGAGGACAGAGUGGGAAAAGGAGCAAGCAGAGUUAGAAGCCGGACAAAAGAACUUAUAGACCCCUUAUAUACAUAUUUUCCUAAUGUUUUAGAGAGCGUGUUGUGGUGAAAAGCAUUUGCGGUGAGUGCGGAUGGACUUGUCAGUGUAGUUAUGGAACCCCCUUUAAGCAAGAGGAAUCCGGCGAUAAGAUUAGCGGAUUUGGCAGCGACUCAACCCCUUCCUCAUCAGAAUAUGACAGGCUUCCCGGGGCUAGGGGGGCAUCACCCUCUCUCCCACCAUGCCCACCUCCACCCUGGGGAGCUGGGCAACGACCCCGGAGUGGCACUCACUCCAUUUGGACCAGAGCACAUGGCACAGACAAAUGCUCUCAAACUUAGCCCAUCUCAGCACAUUCAGAGCCAUCACGAAGCCCAGACCGCGGCAUCUUUCACUUCUGCUCAGACCACAGUUGGUUUCCCCGUGGCUCACCCCCACUCAGGCUACUCAAGCAGCAGGGACUUCAUCCUCAGGAGAGAACUUUCAGCCUCUGCUAUGCAUGCACUUGGCGACCAGCAUAGUUCCGCCUCCUCCCCUCAUCACCAUGGCAUGUUCAUCUCCCCAACAGGUGCUUAUGGGCACGCGGAAAGUGGGGCCCAUUCACUUUUUACUGGACUUCACGACCAGGCGUCCCCAGGUGCCCACCACCAUGCCCUCAAUGGGCAGAUGCGCCUGGGUAUACCGGGGGACAUCUACGGUAGGUCAGAGCACUUCGGACACAGGCCAGAGCACUAUGGACCCUCUUCUCUCCACAGCUACAACUCCAUGAACCUCAAUGUGAACAUCGCUUCUGCUCCUCACGGAGCGGCGGGGGCGUUUUUAAGAUACAUGCGGCAGCCCAUAAAGCAAGAGCUAAUCUGCAAAUGGAUUGACCAGGAGCAAAGUCAAAAAAAGCCCUGCUCUAAAACUUACAGCACCAUGCACGAACUGGUCAACCACGUCACGGUGGAGCAUGUCGGGGGACCGGAGCAGAGCUCCCACGUCUGUUUUUGGGAGGAAUGUCCACGGGAAGGAAAGGCUUUCAAAGCGAAGUACAAACUGAUAAAUCACAUCAGAGUUCAUACGGGAGAAAAGCCCUUCCCGUGUCCUUUCCCGGGUUGUGGAAAAGUCUUUGCUCGAUCGGAGAAUUUAAAGAUUCACAAGAGGACUCACACAGGAGAGAAACCUUUCAAGUGCGAGUUUGACGGCUGUGACAGAAAAUUCGCCAACAGCAGCGACCGGAAGAAGCACUCUCACGUCCACACCAGCGACAAGCCUUACUACUGCAAAGUCCGUGGCUGUGACAAAUCCUACACACACCCGAGCUCUCUGCGGAAGCACAUGAAAGUACACUGCAAGUCCCCGCCGCCCUCUUCCACCAACGUCGGCUACAUUUCCUCCACAAAUCCACUCGGAGACCCUCUUUCACCCAACUCCGAGCCGCACAGAAACCGCUCCGCCAACCUCUCCCCUCAGGUCACCAACCUUAACGAGUGGUACGUGUGCCAGGGGAGCGGAGGACCCAACCACCUCCACACCCCCUCCAGCGAUGUGCCAACGUCAGAUUCAGACGAGGACUCUUUCAGAAAUUCAGACCCGAGGACAAUGCUCUGAUGCCCCGUUUACAACCACUGACUGUCAAACGUUGACGUGUGUGUAGAUCCAUGCAGUUCUUUUUACUGCAGUAUUAUUACACAGACUGUGCUCAUCGCAGAUGAUUCACUAUUAUUCGUGGAUGCAGUGCCGGCUUAACUACUUGAGGAAGAAUUUCUCUGAAGGUGACCCCUGACCUUUCUAAAAGUGCAGAUCCAAACUGUCAAAAUAAAACAUUUGACAACGACAUUAGAAUUGAAAUUAGCCCUUUGCUUCUUAUUUGAAAGGACGAACCAUUCUAAAAUGAGUUCAUUUUUUAAUAGAACUUCCCAAAAUCCCCCCCACCCCCAAAAAAGUAAAUAAAUAAAUAAAAGAAACAUGCAGGGUUUAAUUAACUGCAUGGUUUAAGACUCAACUGGUGUGCUGAAAUGACACAUUUCAUGUGACCUCCCAUCACCCCCUUGCAGUUUAAUAACUCGCCUGCUAUCAAUCAGACUUCCAGACAUUUAAGGAAAGAAUGGUACUGCUGGUAACCCCACAAAUGGCAACAACGUGUAUCACGAUCUAGAGUAUGAGACUUUUUUUUUAAUUUCACAUGAUUUCUUUAAGACAUGGUACAAACUUUGAUAGACCAAUAAG